GAUAAGGAAACCAUAACAUUUUCAAUUUUUGCACGGAAUAAAGUAGUUCUAUAAAUUCUUAUCUUUUGAAAUCAUUUUGUUUUUGUUUUUACACUCUUGAGAAAAAUGGCAACAGAAAUUGUAUGUAAUGGUAGAAAUAGAUCAUUGCCAUCCUUGGAAGUAGUCAAACCAACUCCACGUUCAAUAAUGUCUACUUCAAGUAACAUUGAUUGGCUUUUGCAUAUUUACUAUGCUAGAAAAGAUUUCACAACUUGCAAGGCAAUGAUUGAAAGGGAAUUGCCGGAACAUCUAAAUCCUGAAUAUUUAUUUUUUGUCAAGGGCUUAAUUGCAAGAGACGAAGGCAAUCAUCUUGAUGCACUUCGAAAUCUACAAAAAGCAAUUGAUUUAAAUUCGAAAAAUAUUGAAUCGUACAAAGAAAUUGGCAAAACACUGUUUCAAAUGGGACGCUUUAACCAGGCACUAGGUGUAUUUCGUGAAGCCGAAACACUCUCCCCUCGACAGGAUCAUGAAAUAUUCCAUUACAUCGGAGAGCUUUUGUACCGCAAAGCAACAAACAACAAACAAUUGAAUACUAGUAGUUCUGAAGAUGAGAACGAAGCUAAAAUCUAUUUUCAAAGAGCUGUACAAAAUGGAAAAAAACUUGAAAGCUACCAAAGACUGGCAGAAAUCUAUAGAAAGGAAAAGGAUUAUUCAAAAGCUAUUGAAAUUUUAGAAAUGUCCUUAUUAAUUUCACCGGAAAAUACUGAAAUUUUAACCGAAAUUGGAGUUUUGUAUUUGAAAAUCAAUGAAACGGAAAAAGCAUAUGAGAAACUGUUGGAAGUUACAAAUAUCGAUUCGAAUUCUUCGAAAGGGCUAUUAGCUUUUGGAGCUAUACUGCAGUCUCGAAAUGAUGUCGAAGGUGCCUUGGGGAAAUACAAUCAAAUCACUGGCCCGGAACUAGAUAGCACUGAAAUAUGGAACAAUAUUGGAUUGUGUUUUUUUAAGAAGAAAAAAUUUAUAGUGGCAAUUUCAUGUCUACGCAAAUCUAUAUGGCUUUCACCAUUGAAUUAUAAUUCCUUGUAUAAUUUGAGCUUAAUUUAUAUAGCAGCUCAACAAUAUGCAAGUGCUUUUCAUACCCUUGCCGCAGCUAUCAACCUUCGCAAGGACAGCGCUGAAUGCUACAUGCUUUUAGGAAUUUGUUUGAGAAAACUGGAGGAUUACGAAAAUGCAUUUACAGCUUUUGAACGGUCAGUUAUGUUAUCAAAAGUUCCUUCAUCAUCAUCGACAUCCCGAAAUCCUUUGGUUUAUCUAAAUUUUGCGCUAUUUUGCUACCAAAUUGGAAAAAUCGAAUUGGCAACGGAGAAUUUUAAUUUGUUCUUGGAAAACUCACAGGAUAUGAUUUUGCCAACUGACUAUAAAUUCCAAGCGACAAAGCUAAAAUCCUUAUUGCAAAUUUCAUGGAAUGAAAAUGUCGAUGUCGAUAAGUCGAUGGCAAAGGCGAUUCACUUUGACGUUAACACCACAGUGAUGAAGAUGCCACCACAGGAUAAUGAUAGUAGCACUGCUGAAGAAAAUAUUGUUACAAAGGAUAACGAAGAGGAUAAGAUGCGAAUUUGAUUCAUGGAUUGGUUUGGAUAUAAAUAAAAAAAAAAUAUACAAAGAAAAUAUAAAAUUGUCAUUGUCCUUAAAGA
Molecule: messenger RNA, 1670 nt
Organism: Episyrphus balteatus (marmalade hoverfly)
Lineage: Eukaryota; Metazoa; Arthropoda; Insecta; Diptera; Syrphidae
Gene: BBS4
Product: Bardet-Biedl syndrome 4 protein homolog
Exons: 10
Coding region: 106-1596 (496 amino acids)
Biological process (GO): cilium assembly; protein localization to cilium
Cellular component (GO): ciliary basal body
Molecular function (GO): protein binding
Source: RefSeq, a predicted model, not a curated record